Messenger RNA from Prinia subflava (tawny-flanked prinia), 2533 nucleotides. RefSeq names its product sorbin and SH3 domain containing 3 (gene SORBS3). Gene Ontology annotation, molecular function: protein binding. Bases 132 to 2204 code for a protein of 690 amino acids. The transcript has 20 exons. The record is from RefSeq and is a predicted model, not a curated record. NCBI's taxonomy places the organism in Eukaryota, Metazoa, Chordata, Aves, Passeriformes, Cisticolidae.
GCAGGAAGUGGCCGGCGGCUCCGUCCCGCUCCCGGGGCUCCCCAAAACCCCGGCGCUUCCCGGGGGUCCCCGGUGGCACCGCCCAGGAGGGCACGGGCAGCCCCGGGGCACCGGCCCGGCCUUCCCCGGCCAUGGCGGGCCGGCUCCUGCCCCCUGACACCUGCCCGGCUCCGGGUGUGGAGGACGUUCCCCCUCUGCAGGUGUUCCCGCAGCACACGGUGACACGGGUGCCCGUGAUCCGCCACCGCGGCUCCAACACCCUCAACUUCCACUUCCACGACCCGGAGAGCCUCGGCACCGCCGGGAACGGCCAGGGAGCUCCCAAGAGCUCAGUGAAUGAGUGGUACCAGACCUGGCCGGCCAAGGAGGCCAAAGCCCCCGGCCCCCCGGGGCCCGCCCACCCCACCCCCAGCCCCAGGGCUGUCCCCGCACGGCCCCCGGGCUGGUCGGCGACCUGGACCAAGGACAGCAAGCGGCGGGAGCGGCGCUGGGUGAAGUACGACGGCAUCGGGCCCGUGGACGAGACGGGGAUGCCCCUCGCCUCUCGCUCGAGCGUCGACAGCCCCCGGGACUGGUACCGCAGCAUGUUCCGGCAGAUCCACCGCAAGCUGCCAGAGCCCGACUGGGACUCCCAUUCCUGCCCCUCCACGGCGCCUCCGUCGCCCCCCAAGCCGCGGAGGAGGGGGUCGGCCCCGGCCGAGCCCCCCGGAAUGCCCAACGGGAUGGACUGGACCCGCUGGGGUGACACCGGUGCCACCGCCCAGCCUGGCAGCAUUUUUGACUACGAACCGGGGCGGUUCUCUCCGCGGGAGCAGGCCCCGGCAGCAGCACGGCCGAAGCGGGCUCAGUCCAUCGAGGUGCUGCUGGAGCAGGAGCUGGAGCAGCUCAGCGAGGAGCUGGACAAGGACAUGAGGGACCUGGAGACGCGCUGGACCCCCCGCCAGAGCCCGGCCGCUGCUCCCACCGCUCGCUCCCCUGCUCCGGCCUCCCCGGCUGCUCGGAGCCCCCUGUCACCUCACAGGAGCCCCCUGUCACCCCCCGGGCUGUGGAGCCCCCCUGUCACCCUCCGCUCGCCUGCCACCCCCAGCAUGGAGCGGGGCGGGCUGGGGCUGGCCGGUGACCGGAGCCACGCAGCCCCCGGCAGAGACACCCUCAGGCCGGGGACCCUCCCCAGCUUGUCGGACCUGGGGGACCCCGUGGAGGCCGUGAAGAGGGAGGAGAAGAAGAUGAAAGCUGCUCGCCUCAAGUUCGACUUCCAAGCGGAGUCUCCCAAGGAGCUGACGCUGCAGAAGGGGGACAUCGUCUACAUCCAUAAGGAGGUGGACAGGAACUGGCUCGAGGGGGAGCACCACGGCCGCGUGGGCAUCUUCCCCUCCAACUACGUGGAGAUCCUGCCCCCCACGGAGGUGCCCAAGCCCAUCAAGGCUCCCGCGCUCCAGGUGCUGGAAUACGGCGAGGCGCUGGCGCUCUACAACUUCCGAGGGGAUCUGCAAGUGGAGCUCUCCUUCCGCAAGGGCGAGCGGAUCUGCCUGGUGCGGCGGGUGAACGAGAACUGGUACGAGGGGCGGAUCUCGGGCACCAGCCGCCAGGGCAUCUUCCCCGCCACCUACGUGCAGGUGCUGAAGGAGCCGCGGGUCAAAGCCACGGCCGAGGACAUCCCCUCCUCUCCCGGCCCCGCCAGCCCCCGGCCCGCGGCCGGGUCCCCGUCCCUGCAGCGCUUGCCCGGUCCCCGGACCCCUCAGGCUGCCCCCGGCUCCCCCCGGGAAGCGAAGCGGGGUCCGGGGCUGGCGGGCGGGCGUCCGUCCUCCCCUCGCCACCUCGGCGCCACCUUCCCCCCCUCCCCGAAGCUGCCCCACGCUGGCACCCCCAGCCCCUUGGUGGCCUCUGCCAGCCCCCCGCACCCCGCGGCCGCCCACCCCCAGGAGCCCUGGCGUCCCGCCUGGACCCCCGAGCAGCGCGGCACCCCCGGGGCACAAACCCGCGCCCGCCCCGAGCCCGCCCCGUCCUACAACGGCUCCGAAAUCCGCUGGACUCCGUACCGGGCGCUCUACCAGUACCGGCCCCAAAACGCCGACGAGCUGGAGCUGCUGGAAGGGGACCGCGUGGAUGUCAUGCAGCAGUGCGACGACGGCUGGUUCGUGGGAGUGUCCAGGAGGACGCAGAAGUUCGGCACUUUCCCCGGGAAUUACGUGGCGCCGGUGUGACCCGUGGGGCUGGGGGCUACCCCUGCCCCGCCCCGGCCGCGCUGUGUCCCCGCCGUGUCCCCCCACGGGGGUGAAGCGCCUCCAGCUCCCUCCCGCCCCUAUGGGGCUGCCUCUAACAGGGACAAAUCCCCCCAGAGCGGGGGGUCUCCCCCACCCCAGUGCCUUAACCCGCCCCCUCCUCACCGCUGCCCGCUGCCACCGCCCCGGGGGUCGCCCGGGGGUCCCGCCGGUGCCGGGCCUGACCAUGAACGGCCGCGACCCGGGCUGUGGGUCCGUGUCCGGGAGUCGCCUUCGCUUCUUUUCCGUCAUUAAAGCUCAGCUCAGCCCGA